Dermacentor andersoni is the source of this 2327-nucleotide messenger RNA. RefSeq lists its product as uncharacterized. NCBI's taxonomy places the organism in Eukaryota, Metazoa, Arthropoda, Arachnida, Ixodida, Ixodidae. The record is from RefSeq and is a predicted model, not a curated record.
ACUCUUUUUCAGAACGAUGCACCAAAUUCAACGCAGACGUCCUGACCAAAAAGGAUGGCAAUGGGGACCUCAUAUCCCUCUGGUGUCGGCCAAGUGCAAAAGACAGUGAUGGCUUUUGUGUGCUUUGUAAUGUUACAGUGCACUGCGCGCAACAUGGAAGCUCAGCAAUAAUGCGCCAUGCAACGUCUCUUAAGCACAUCGAAAAUGCAAAAAAACAUCGGAACAAAGACGGGGUCCUAACCAAGAGCACUACCAUCCAAAGCACCCUAGAUUUCACGAAGAAUGCAGUGUCACUGUCCCUGCAAGAAAAUGUUACAAGAGCUGAAACAGUUUUUGCUCUUUCUGUGGUAUCCAACUCACUCCCAUACACUUUGGGAGAUGUGGCAACAGCAACAUACCCCAAUAUGUUCCCUGAUUCACAGAUAGCAAAAGCCUUCCAAUGUGGCCGCAAGAAAGUAUCUUACAUCAUAUCUGAUGGCUUAGGACCAUACUUUAAAGCCAAAGUGCUUGAAGAACUUGCAAAGCCUGAGGUAUUCUAUACCGUAAUGAUCGACGAGACCCCAGUGCCCGAGAUGAAGGUGCAGCAGCUGGAUGUGCUCAUCCGGUAUUUCUCUGUUAAUGCACAAGAUGUCGUUGUAGAGCACCUUCAGUCAUUUCACAUGGGGCAUGCCACUGCAGAUGAGCUCUUCUCCUGUGUUGAAGAUGCACUUAACGAACUUCCAAAAAAUAACAUGCUCUGCUUCUUCUCUGAUGGGCCAAAUGUUAUGAAGAGCUUGAAGGGUAAAAUAAAAGCAGAACUUAGCCCCAACAUGAUUGACAUUGGGGAGUGCAGUCUUCAUAAAAUGCAUAACGCAUUUGCCACUGGUCUCAACACUUUCUGCUCUGAGAUUGAAUGUAUUGUCACUGAUAUCCAUCAGUACUUCAGAUAUGCCACAAGACAUGCGGACAUCAAGGAUCUCCAACAGAAACUUGGAUUGCCACAGCUGGAGUUCCUGCGGCACGUAAGCAGCAGGUGGCUGACACUAUUACCAAGUAUACAGCGUGUGCUUAAGUUGUAUGAUGCUUUGAAGUCUUUCUUUUCCAAGGCUGCAGAACCAAGAAAAUCCUCAUCUAUAAGGCACAAUCGCCUCGCAUCUGCAUUUUCUGACAACACGCUCCGAGCACGACUCCUUUUUGUUCAGAAUGCCGCCCAGCUCUUUGACAAGUUUCAAACCUUUUUUCAGAGCAAAGAGCCUCUUCUUCAUUUAUUUUAUGAUGAAAUAGUUGCUGUGGUCAAACAGCUGAUGGGCAGAUUUUUGCGGCAGGAGUCGUUUGUAGAUGUAACUGGUUUCCAUUUGAAGAAUGUUCAAGUUGAAUCGCAAGCUAACUGGAAAGUGAAACCUGAGCUUGGCUUAGAUACUGAGAAAGAAAUGGAGCUUUGGACACCAACUCAGAAAAAGGCUUUCUAUGUCAAGACCAGAGCUUUCUAUAUAUCCUGCACAAAGUACCUCGUCUCAAGGUUACCUUUGGACAACAAAGUGCUGUUCCACAGUAGAUUUUUGAAGCCUGGUGUAGUAGGAGACCACUACACAACGUCACUGCGCUACAUCGCGAAUGCCCUGCCACAAGUCAUGCCACCCAGCGAAGUAUCAUCUCUAACUGAUGAGUGGUUGCGCCUUUGCUGCGAAAUUUCUGACUGGGAUGUUUCAACAAAUGUUGUUGAACACUGGGUUAAUGUGUUUGCACUAAAAAUGCCCACUGGCGAACCCAAAUACCCAAGACUGGGAAGGCUCGUAAGGGCUGUUCUUUCCUUGCCGCAUGGCAACGCAGACUGCGAGAGAGGAUUCAGCGAAAACAAGCAGGCGCUUCACCAUCGAGCCUCUUUGUCAAUAACAAGUGUGUCAAGCCUUCGUCAAACGAAAGCAUACUUGAAGCGUUAUGGGGGUGACGUCACAAAGGUGCCAAUCACUAGAGAUCUCCUGAAGUGUGUUGGAAAGUCGUACAGUGGUUAUCGCAAACGCGUUGAAAUGGAAGAAGAAUCAAAAUCACGCAAACGGAAAUGUGACGAGCCACUGACAGAAAGCAGCGAAGAAAAAAAGCUGAAAGAGGAAAAGGCCACCCUGCAGUGCCGUCUAUCCACCCUGAAGGCAUUACUUACCAGUGCCGAGGAACUCAUCAGCACAGGAGUAAAAUCGAAGGACAUGGACAAAGUGGAAACUGGAAACGUUUUGCUCGUUGAUGUGAAUUCCAAAUUGCCGGCGGUGCUUGAGCGCAUUAGAAUGAUAGAUUCCACGCUGGAAUCUAACAAGUAAUUCUAACAAGCAAAUUGAAUGCUGAAUAAAAUGAUU